Geodia barretti is the source of this 1483-nucleotide messenger RNA. The record is from the annotation of a GenBank genome assembly. NCBI's taxonomy places the organism in Eukaryota, Metazoa, Porifera, Demospongiae, Tetractinellida, Geodiidae.
GCGCAGCUCUAGCGCGGAUACUACCGCCAUGAAUACUACAGUAGGGGCUACAGCUUUGGGGCGGUGUCCACUUCAAUUCUAGCCCUAACAUAAUGGGAGAGUCCGAGGGAGAGCCGUCUGCCCGAUUCAAUCAUAUCCUUGCUCCAGUCGGAGGCAAAUCGUAUCUUCUGGGCGGAGAGACGGACAAAUUUGAAGAAGUAUACGAGAGAAAUCGUAUAGCUGGUGUGCUUAGAAUAUUUGACCAUUCAGCAAAGCAAUGGGAGGCCGAUCAUGAUAUUAGUAAGAGUGGCAACGAAAAGCCACCUGGAGUUAGAACGGGCGGAUUUGUUUCUAGAGAAAAAUUCAUCUACUCAUUCGGUGGGCGCGCAGACACGGGCUUCGGGAGAUACAACACUCUACACAAGUUUGACACGGAGAGAAUGGAAUGGAUUGCUUUCCCUCCCAGCGUUAACACGGCUGAAACACCGAUACGGAAGGCCGGAUGCGAACCUGUCAUCAUUGACGACAAAUUGUGUCUUUUUGGCGGUUAUGGGACACCUAAUGGUCCCCUUCAGCCUGACUCAUGUUUCGACUAUGACGAAGGAUUGUAUGACAGGGGAAACACAAAUGAGUUUCAUUUAUAUAGCAUAAAGAAUGUUGCUGUUCCCUAUUGGAUAUCUGGGAAGGUCAGUGGAGAUAGGCCUCCACCGUGUUCCUACUACACCCUGACACUGGUGGACACCAGGAGAGCUGUGAUGUUUGGAGGAUAUACUAAGACGGGGAGAGUAAAUGACGUAUAUAUAAUGACUUUGGAUGGAAUAAAUGUGAACUUUAAGAAGAUGAGAAAGUAUGGUCUGUGGCCCAAGAAACGGUCCAGUCAUGCGGCGUGUGUUCUCAACUAUGACCAGGAGUUUCCCCAGUUGCUGAUGACUGGAGGUCUUGAUGAGAACAUACAGGCUCUUGGAGAUCUGUGGCUACUGAGUGUUGAUCUUGGCAUAUGGAUUAAGGCAUAUUUUUUCUGUGUCAGCUAUAUAGGCUUAGUACAUUGUGCAAUAAUGUUUUAAUACAGAUUCGAGAUCAUGAAACAUACCUGCAUCGAUGGCGACCAAGUAUGUCAUGCGUUUCCUGUGCGGAAAAGACGGCAAGUGUUUUGGUGUUUGGAGGAGUAGACAAAGACGGUCACAAACAAUCGCUCACUACUGUACUGGAGUUCAAGCUUGUUGAUAUCAGUGGAGAAGUGCCGGAGUGGAUAAUGGACGAUGCUGUUGUUCUGGGAGUAACGAGUGUUUUUUCCAAGCCUAUACAAGCUGUUGAAGAUGGUGGAGUAUAUAAUCCAUGCUGAACAAAUCUUAUACGUAAUGACCUUUGUAGUAUAAGCUACACUUUUCUCUUAAUGUAUUAUUUCAUGGGUGUAUAUAGACCAAGAACGUGAUUCACAGCUACAUUACCGCUUCAAUGUUCUAUGAAAUUUAUACAUUUUUUUACAAGCUCAUUAAAAUUAAUU